Molecule: messenger RNA, 438 nt
Organism: Clonostachys byssicola
Lineage: Eukaryota; Fungi; Ascomycota; Sordariomycetes; Hypocreales; Bionectriaceae
Source: the annotation of a GenBank genome assembly
AUGAUUAGUGCUAAGCUGGAACCUGUGUCCCCUAUUGGUUUUAAGAUUAGGGAUGCGACGCUCAAUGAUGUCGGUGAUAUUUCACGCCUGUGGUUCCUCUCCUUCAAUCAAUCUCAUAAAUUCUUUGAAUAUGCCACUCCAGAGAGCCCAGAGAUUCGAGCAUGGCUUGAAGAAAUACUCGUCAUCGGCAUCAAGGCUGGACCAUCUGUCUUCCGGACAUUCGUGGUAGAGGAUGUCAACAUGAAUCACAAACUGGUGGCUUUCUGCAGGAUCCACUUUCCUCGGCCAGAUGGAAAUCAGGAGAUUCCCAUGCCUGAAUUCCCGGAUGGAUAUGAUCCAAAGAUUGUCGAUGGUCUCUGGGGAGGAAUGGAGAGGAAUAGAGCUAGCAUCAUGGGCCGGCAAUUGCAUUGGAGUGAGUCAAACCUUUCAUCUUCCUGA